AUCCCACUACUUAUAUAUUAUUGCAAUACAAAUUGAAGAAAUAUAAAACACGUAUGAUUGUUAUAUUUUAAUGUCUGAUUCGAGCAUUUUGAUCCGAUCGAAAAGAAAACACUAAAAUACAAAGGCAGGUAGAUUGAUAGGAACAAGGAAACACUAGAAUACAAAGGCAGGGUUGGUGAGGAAACGAGGUGAGAGGAGUCCAUGGUAACUUUGGAAAACACACGUUGUAAUUGAAAGAAAAAAAGAAAAAAAAGUUUGGGAGUGUUACUAGCACGAUUCGCAAAUCUUCUAUAUAUAGUAAAUAAGGUCGCUAGGUACGUAGCUUAAGACUCAAGAAUUUACAUAUCCAAGAAAAACUAAUGGCGGAAUCUAGAAGCAGCAGCACUAACACAGGUCUUAAGUUAAGAAGCAAAGUAGCCAUAGUGACCGGAGGAGCAAGCGGCAUCGGCGAAGCGACGGCGCGUGUCUUUGCGGAGCAAGGCGCGCGUAUGGUGGUGAUAGCGGACAUCCAAGAGGAGCUGGGAAAUGAAGUGGCUGCGUCCAUUGGAAAACAGCGGUGCAGCUUCGUGCAGUGCGACGUGGCGGACGAAGAUCAAGUAAAAAAGGUGGUGGAAUGGACGGUGAACGCGUACGGACAAGUGGACAUCAUGUUCAGCAAUGCUGGCAUCCUUAGCCCCUCCGAGCAGACCGUGCAGGACCUCGACAUGUCCCAACUGGACAAGGUUUUGGCAGUCAACGUGCGCGGAAUGGCGGCAUGCGUGAAACACGCGGCGCGUGCCAUGGUGGAGAGGCGCGUGAGGGGGAGCAUUGUGUGCACGGGGAGCGUGGGUGGCAGCCACGGUGGACCAUCGGCGACUGACUACAUCAUGUCGAAGCACGCGGUGUUGGGGCUGAUGCGUUCGGCGAGUUUGCAGCUUGCGGAGCACGGGAUAAGGGUGAACUGCGUCUCACCGAAUGGGUUGGCGACGUCGUUGACUUGCAAACGGCGAGGGAUGAGCGAGGAGGAGAUGCAAGAGGCUUACCGGAAAUUCGCCAGACUGCAAGGAGUUCUGCUCACUCCCAAACACGUGGCAGACGCCGUCUUGUUUCUCGUUUCUGAUGAUUCCGCCUUUGUCACUGGCCUUGAUCUUAGGGUCGAUGGUGGCUUUACUUAUGCCCACUGACAACAUCUUUUUCCAUUCUUCAUCUUUUCUAAUCAACUUUAAUCGGUUUCAAUCUCUUCUACUUAAUAACUUCUAAUAUUUUAUCAUGCCAUCCAUUCAUCAAAUAUAACUGAGUAACCUAUAUCUUUAUAACUUCUAAAAGUUUUUCCAAUACUUCAAAAAUUCCUCAAUCUGCAUAUUUAACUUUUAAAUAUAUUUAACUGUUAGGGAGAUGUUUCCGAAUUCGAAUUCAGAGAAUUUAACAUUUUUAAUAUAAUAUUAUAAGACAAUUUUU
Cajanus cajan (pigeon pea) is the source of this 1437-nucleotide messenger RNA. RefSeq names its product (-)-isopiperitenol/(-)-carveol dehydrogenase, mitochondrial. Lineage: Eukaryota; Viridiplantae; Streptophyta; Magnoliopsida; Fabales; Fabaceae. The record is from RefSeq and is a predicted model, not a curated record.